Messenger RNA from Paramecium octaurelia, 2540 nucleotides. The record is from the annotation of a GenBank genome assembly. Lineage: Eukaryota; Ciliophora; Oligohymenophorea; Peniculida; Parameciidae.
AUGGAUUAAGUGUUUAUCACUCCUAGUCAGAGAAGUCCAAGAGCCUCAAUAGGACCUUUUGAUGUUAUCAAGUAAAUUUAUCAGAAAGAAAAAAUGCCAUCUUUCAUACAAUCAGAGGAAAGCUUGAUCAACUGUUUAAAUGAAGGACAAUAAAGAUAGGCUAGUCCUUAAAGACACACUUCUAGAACGAAAUUACAACAAACAUAUAUAUCUCGUUCCUCUAUUUUUAAAUUGCACUUGAAACCAAAAUUUUUGAAAUUCAUACAAUAAAAAUAAUUCAUUUCCAGAUUUUUUUAGAAUCUCUACUAACGAGCCUAUGUUAAAUAGAGCAAUAAUGAUUAUCUGUAGGAAAAUUACUUAUCUAUAAAUCUAAAAAACAAAAACGAUUGUAUUUAUAGUUACAUAAUUUAUAGAGGAAUUAUCGCCGAAGGAUAACAGCUAUGUUAUUUAACCUGGAUCUUUCUUUUUAAUAUUUUGGGAUCUGGUUGGAAUCAGUGUAAUAGCUUUAAGUUUAUGGCUGUGUCCGUUUCUAGCAUGCUUUUUACAGUAACAUACAGAGAGAUAAAUGGAUGAAGAGAUUUUCAAAUAUUUAGUUGCCAUAAUUGCAUUGUAUGCAGUGUUUGACUUUAUAAUUAGUUUAAAUCGAGGGUUCAUUUAAAAAGGAGAGGUAAGACUCUAAUCCUUAUGUAGGUAAUCUAUGACAGACUGUAAAUUAUUAAGAACUAUUUCUAAUAUACUUUCUUUACAGAGAUAUUAAAUCUGAUUAUGUGGUCUCUCUUUUACUUCGAUUAUUAAGUAAAUGAGUUUAUUACUAUCAUUUAAAUGCUCAUCAUUUUUAAACAAAUCAGAAAGAAAAUUACUAUUUAAUAUGAAUAAUUCUAUUUGAGAGGAGGACUGAGUUAAAUCUUAGAUCUAAUAAAUGUAAUUCUAAGUGUCUAUUUUGUUGCUCACACAAUGGCAUGUUUUUGGUAUUAUAUGGGAGAACUUACUAGUCAUAAAUUUGGUCACUCUUGGCUCAUUAAGGAGCAUCUUCUAGAUGAAACGCUUUGGUUGAGGUAUGCCUAUUCUUUGUAUUGGGCAACCAUGACGAUGGCAACAGUUGGAUAUGGAGAUAUCACGGCAUAAAAUCAUUACGAGGUUGUAUCUUCAAUUAUAAUGAUGUUCAUUAGUAGUUGCACCUUUGCUUAUUCAAUGAAUUCCAUUGGGUAUAUUUUGAAGCUAAUUUAUGAUCAAAAAUAACGAUAUAAGUAAUUAUUGAAAUUAAAUCUUAGAAAAUCUCUAAUUCUAAUAAAUUAACACAUGCGGAAUAACAAUAUUGAACCGGAAUUAUAAAGUAGAAUACGGAAUUAUUUGCAAUUUCAUUAUCAAGAGGAUGUUUUUGGGAGUUAAGAAGAUGUAUGCAAAAUUAUUUAGAUAAAAGAUAGAUAAAAUAUAUGCUUAUCUCCCUUCAAGUCUCAAAACUCAACUCACUGUUGAUAUCAAAAUGACAAUAAUGAAAAAAAUUAAACCACUACAACUGUUUUCUUUGUAAACAUAGCAAUUCAUAGGUUAAGAAAGUGAAUUGUAGACAUAUCUUCCCGGUGAUUUUAUUCAUGAUUUUGAUUCUUCGCUGUAUAAAAUUUGAUAAUUUAAGCUACUUUUUUCAUUCAGGUACUGCAACAGUCAUGGAAAAACAAAGCAAUUCAUAAAUAGAAAUACUCAAUGAGGGUGACACCUUUGGAGAAUACAGUUUUUUUACAGGUUUCCAUGUGAAUAUAAAGGUUAAAGCAAACACACUUUGCAAAGUAUAUAAAAUUGAAAGAUCGAAAUUUCUAGAAAUACUCAAAUUUAAUCAAAGGGAUUUUGAAAAAUUUCAUUAAAUCAAGGAUGAAAUUAUAUUCGAUUCAAAUCUCUAGUAAAUCAACUUAAAAUGCAGAUUCUGCCAUCAAUAUCAUCACAUUAGUUUAAAUUGUCCCAAUAAUUUCUAUUAACCAGACAUUGAAAGAAUAAUAAAAUAAGAAUAUUUCAAUUAGUAGUAAAGAAGAGUGAGAAAUAUUAAAAGAUAAUCUCGAAGAUAAUUCAAUACUCUGCUUGCCCAAGAAGAAAUACAAAAUUGUGCUUAAUUAUUUGACGACAACGAAUCUAUCAAAAUACUAAGUUAAGACGAUUAAAGAAAUUCGUAUACUUUAUAUGAAUCUAAGUUGGAUCAUAAAAGUUAGAAAAUAUCUUCAUAAAAACAUAUCAUCGAUAAACCAUCUAAUUCAUGCUAGAUUAUCGAUGAAUGCAAUAAUACAGAUAAUUAGCAAAUGAUGUUAGAUGAGUUUAAAAGUAAAAAUUUAAAUGUCACUGCAGAAAUUGACUAAUAUUAUUGUUUUACUGUGUAUAAGUAAAAUAAUAAUAUAGAUAAUAUGGUUAAAGAGUAUGAAAAGCAGUUUAAGAAAUACCCAAAAUCUUUUCAAUAAAAAAUGGACCAAGCAGGUAGGUACACCUUUUCUUAUUGGGCGAAGUUCAAUUCAGUUAAAAUAAGAUAAAUAUUGGAAAGACCUCAAUGAGAAUUGAAU